Messenger RNA from Chelonia mydas (Green sea turtle), 1803 nucleotides. RefSeq names its product tubulin epsilon and delta complex 2 (gene TEDC2). NCBI's taxonomy places the organism in Eukaryota, Metazoa, Chordata, Testudines, Cheloniidae. The transcript has 10 exons. Bases 127 to 1668 code for a protein of 513 amino acids. The record is from RefSeq and is a predicted model, not a curated record.
CGGCCUGCGCUAGGCGGCGCUGGCCCGGCGGGGCGGGGCUUGCGACGGCGGCAGUUUGCAGGAAGCGGCGGGGAGCGCGAGGGGUGUCCCGCGCCCGACCCGGCUCCGCCCAGCCUCCCCCGCAGCAUGGUGCCGGCCGGCAGUGCACGCAGGCUGGUUUCCAUUCUCAGUCAGGCCCUGGAAGACUGUGCUGAGCAAAAGAAGAAGUUAGAGGACAAUCUAACCCUAUGUCGGGCCCUUCUUGGAGACUGGAAGGUGCAAACUCCUGAGCGUCCAAAGCCGGAGAAUGGCCCAAAGGGUGACCAAGAGAGUGAGCCUUCACCCAAGGAACUGGAGGAGCUGGAGCUGCUGAACAGAGCCCUUGAGAAAGCAUUAAGAGUCCGGAAAAGCACCCUGCGAAAUCCUUUGGAGGCCCUAGGAGAAGGAAGGAAGGCAGCAGAGAAGAAACCUGCUACCAGCGCUGUUAGAACGCAGCAGGCACCCUUGUCUAAAGAGAGUGUCCCUAACACCAUCAAGGUGACAUCUGUGUGCAAAAAGGCUGUCUCAUCCAAAAAGCUCUCUGCUUAUAUGCUGAAAGCUCCCUACAGGACUGAUCCUGUGAAAGCACCAACCAGCCAGAGCUCCAGGGCUCCAAAGGUGGCUGGGAAGGGCUCCACUAAAGGGGCUGCCCUCCAACAAGCGAGGAAGACUGUGCCAGCUGCCAGUGUGAGUCAGCAAGAGUUCUCUGCUGCUGCAGAACCAUCUGGCUCAUCCAGAUCUCCCCUGCAGCAGAGCUCUUCUUCCUCUGGAGGCUCUGCUAGUGCCGAAAACUCGGUAGCUGUCAUCCUACAGGGAGUUGAACCAGAGAAUGACUGUCCUGGUUCCUUGGCAGAGUCUCCAGUGACACAGAGCCAUACAGGAGGAGAUAUCCCUGUGGGGAGUACCACGGCCCGCACAUUCACCCUCCAGGAAAAGGGGUCUUCGUUGAAGCUACCGCUUCCGUAUAGGAAAGCCUAUUCCAGGAACUCCAGACUGUGGGAGAAGUGUCACCUGUGCCAAAGCAGCUCAGCCACAGCUGCUGCAAGGAGUCGCUUUCUAGAGAGAAUGCAGGCGACCUUUUGUUCCUCUGCACCAGCCUUUAGUCCUGCAGAGAUAGAAGAGGGGGUGAUGGUCCUGCGUGAUGCACGUUCUCUCCUGAGCCAGUACAUGGAAGCUGAGACCACAGGCUACCCAACUUGGGAGAGAGAGUAUGAAUGUCUCCUGACCCUGGAAGGCCUGCAAGACACAGCAUCCCAGUGUCUGCACAAGCUACAGCUGCUGCGUGCAGCUGCGGAGUGCCAGAUGGCGGUAUACCCAGCAGACUGUGCUCACAGAACGGGGACCUCCCCUGCAGAUUGCGCUGCACUCAGAGGACAAAGAUGUGGGGACACAGGUGUCCUGGCAACACCUCUCCUUUUUUACUCCAGCUGCCAGGAGCUGAGGGACAUGGCCACCUUGAAACUGCAGGUGGUGAUGCUGCGCCAGCAAAUCGACAUACAGAAGGUCUUCAUAGCCGAGCUUCUCCCCAUUCUGGAAUCCAGGCUCCCUUGUGAUGAUUCUCCAUCUCCUCUGUACCGCGCACUUUACACCCAACUCUGUGAAGGAGGUGAGCGGUUCCCUGUGCUGAUGAAUGAUGAGCUGCCAGACUGACCCUGCAUCCCGCCUGCUGUCCUGCCGGCCAUCCCCAAGCCCAGAGAGAGCCAAGAAAUAAACUUUUCUUAGUAAUUUUUUUCCCUCUUCCCACCUGACAAACAAAAUUAAAUUUCACGCUGGUUGCUAACUCCA